Messenger RNA from Sarcophilus harrisii (Tasmanian devil), 2714 nucleotides. Its product is annotated as transcription factor YY2-like. Gene Ontology annotation, biological process: regulation of transcription by RNA polymerase II. The transcript is spliced from 13 exons. Gene Ontology annotation, molecular function: DNA-binding transcription factor activity, RNA polymerase II-specific; RNA polymerase II cis-regulatory region sequence-specific DNA binding. NCBI's taxonomy places the organism in Eukaryota, Metazoa, Chordata, Mammalia, Dasyuromorphia, Dasyuridae. Gene Ontology annotation, cellular component: PcG protein complex; transcription regulator complex. The record is from RefSeq and is a predicted model, not a curated record.
UCAUCCGAAGGAUCGAAGGGUGUUUGUCUCUGCUGCUCCUUCCUGUUUCCAUGGGAAUCUGGAGGGGGAGGGCGGUUCUCUGCUUACGGCAUUUGCAGGCAGAGUCUUGUGUCUUCAUGGAGGAAGUAGAAGGAAGGAAGGAAGUGGGAAGAAAGGAAUUGCUAGGAGGGGAAGGCAUGGUGUUGGCACGUGACCAUCCAAAGCAAGCUCAUUCAGCAGGAAUCGUCCCACUUUGGGGCUCUGCCUAGUAGAAGCCUUGCAGACUCUCAUUGUACUUGACCAAAGGUCUAUGUUGCUGAAGACCAUGCUUCUGAAGUUUUCCUGCAGCUCAUCCUCCACAGUCAUUGGGACUUACAGGACGUAAAGACCCAUCGUCCCUUACCAAGGAGGAAUGUUUGAAUUAGUCACGUGCAUAUGCCCUUCUUUAUCAUCUCGGGGCCUGGCUUGUCAUGUUAUAUCCUUCAAUAAAUCCUACUUGGAGUGGCUCCAAUUCUACCCUGCUGAAGAUUCAGUGCUUCUCGCUCACUGAAAACAAGGGAGUUGAUGGGAUAUCAAGCCUUACCACUGCUUGCGGAGGAAUGUCAACAGUCCUCUUGUGGCUCCCUGCUCUAUCAUCUGGGUAGCUGCCCAACAAGGCUCCAAACUCUACUCAAGCCUCUCGGCAUAGCAACAGCCACUGCAUGAGUAUCAUUGAGAAAAUCUACCCCCUCCUCAGAUACCUGCCCCCAGAAUACCUCACAGAUGCAGCAGGCCCAGGUGCCACAGCACCUGUAAAUUCCUUCAGCACAAUGGAAAUCCAACCUUAUCAAGGCAAAGACAAUCAGAGCGUGGCCACAUAUGUACCUUUCUUUACCACUGACCCAGUGCAAACACUUACUAUUCAAGACAAGGACAGUCUGCAAACAGUCACAUAUGACCCUGUAUACACCACUGACCCAAUACAAACAUAUACUUUGCAGGGAAAAGACAUCCUGCAUUCAGGCUCCUAUACAACUUUAUACUCAGUUGGGACAGUGGAAACACCUGUUCUUCAAGAUAAGGAAAAUCAGCCUGUUGCAUCAUAUAUACCCAUAUAUUCUCUUGGUACAGUGCAAACACAUUCUUUGCAAGAACUUCAUCAAGCCCCCCUCGAAUCAAUAAACCAGCCUGCUUCUGAAACCACAAUGAGCGAGUGUCAAGAUUAUACCACUGAAAACAGUGCAGAAGAAACAGGCACAUCGCUGUAUGGUCUCGAACCAGUCCAAUCUCUAGAAGACAGUAUUACCCAACAAGAUGUUACCAGUACCUUCAUGCCCUUCUUCUCUACUGAACCAUUACAAAUAACCGAAGAUCCAGGCCCUGAGACCCUGUGUGUGGCAGACGAAGGGAGUGGCAGCAAUGCAGGAGAAGGAGGCCAAGGCUCAGACGAUGUCUCCGACGGCAGCUCAAAGAAGUGGGAACAGAAGCAAGAACAACUCAAGAGCCUGGAGGGAGAAUUUGCCAUCACAAUGUGGGCCCCAGAGGAGGAAAACAAGAUAAUGUCCGAGACAGUGGUGGAAACCCAGGAGCUCCCAGGAGAAAAUUUACCUCCAGAGGUGCCCGAGAACGGAAGCCCCGAGAAGCUGCCUCCAGGAGGCCUGACUCUGAUCAAUCUCUCUGAUCCCAAACAGCUGGCUGAAUUCAUCCAUCAAAAUAAGUCACCGCAUGAAAUUGAGAAGAAGCUGCCUUGCCCUCAUGAAGAAUGUCCCAAGCUGUUCCGAGACAACUCUGCCCUGCGGAAACACCUUCAUACCCAUGGUCCCAAGGGCCACAUCUGCGCAGAAUGUGGAAAGGGGUUCGUGGAGAGUUCCAAACUAAAGAGACAUAAAUUAGUCCAUACUGGAGAAAAGCCCUUUCAGUGCAUGUACAAAGGUUGUGAGAAGCGCUUCUCACUGGACUUCAACUUACGCACGCACAUGCGGAUCCACACUGGAGAUCGCCCCUACGCGUGCCCCUUUGAUGGCUGCACCAAGAUGUUCGCCCAGUCAACCAACCUGAAAUCCCAUAUCCUGACCCAUGGGAAACCAAAAUGCAGCAAGUAAAAAAGAAGAUGGAAAAAGGUGCUUUCAUUCAUAGGAAAAAGAGUUUUUCUAAAUUGAAUUCCACCCACCAGGUUUUGAAGGUUUACCUUAUCAAAGAGAAAUCACAGUCUUUCCUUGUGAUGUCCCCUUUCCACUUCUCUUCCAAAUUUUCUCUCUCUACUGAGUGUCCCACUACUUUUGCAGUAAUUCAGCCUCACUAGUCCUUCUAUCUUACUACCUCCCCCCACCUCCCACCCCAUAUCUAAUCAGUUGUCUAGUUUGGUGGUCCUAUCCCUUCAGCCCCUUAGAUGGGUCCCUUUCUCUCGCUCAUAAGGAUACCACCCUCGCUUAUGACUCGAUUCUCUCCACUAGACGCUGAAAUUGUGUAUUAAUUGAGUUCCCUGCUUCAGGUCUCUUCCUUUCAACCCAAACUAUCUGCUACACUUCUUUGGUCUCGACUUAUUACUUUCCUUUCCUGACCUUCCUCCCUAGUUUUAACUCUCCCAAAUCCUGAAGAUAUUAGCAUUUGCUGUUUGUUAAAGUUAUCUUGUCAUAACUUCUGUGUUUUCAUGUUAUUUCCCCCAUGGAUUGUGAACCCCUUGAGGAAAGGGGUUGUUUCUGAAAUUUGCCUCUAUAUGUAAAGACUUGUAGAUGACAAAUGUUUAAUAAAUGUUG